AUGAUCGACCCGCUGGAAUGGUACUACGAGAUCCCCGUGGUGUCGCGGCUGUACCUGACGGGCUCGUUCCUGACCACCACGGCCUGCGCGCUGGACCUGGUGUCGCCCUUCUCGCUCUAUUUCAACUUUAACCUCAUCUUCUUCAAGGGACAAGUCUGGAGACUCGUGACCAACUUCAUGUUCUUCGGACUCUUCAGCCUCGACUUCCUCUUCCACAUGUACUUCGUCGUCCGCUAUUGCAGAUUACUCGAGGAGGGGUCCUUCCGCGGUCGGACAGCGGACUUCGUGUACAUGCUGCUGCUGGGUGCUGUGGUGAUGAUCCUGGUGGCGCCGUUCGUGAACAUUCACUUUUUGGGCUCGUCGCUGACGUUCAUGAUGGUGUACCUCUGGGGGCGACGCAACGAGCACGUGCGGAUGAGCUUCCUGGGACUGUUCCCGUUCACGGCCCCGUACUUGCCGUGGGUGCUGUUCUCGUUCUCGAUUCUGCUCGGAAACAGCGCCACGACGGACUUGAUUGGCAUCAUUGUUGGGCACAUCUACUAUUUCCUGGAAGACGUGUACCCUACGAUUGCCAGCAUCCGAGGCUGGAAGACCCAGCGGCCGCUUGCAACUCCUCGCAUCAUUCGGUACCUGUUCGAUCCCCGCCCUGUGGUUGUCGACGGCGAGCAGGUGAUCAACGACUUUGGCGCAGAAGGGAACGAUCACCCCCACAUGGACUAA
Molecule: messenger RNA, 720 nt
Organism: Phytophthora sojae
Lineage: Eukaryota; Oomycota; Peronosporomycetes; Peronosporales; Peronosporaceae
Exons: 6
Coding region: 1-720 (239 amino acids)
Biological process (GO): endoplasmic reticulum unfolded protein response
Cellular component (GO): endoplasmic reticulum membrane; Hrd1p ubiquitin ligase ERAD-L complex
Molecular function (GO): ubiquitin-specific protease binding; misfolded protein binding
Source: RefSeq, a predicted model, not a curated record